This is a messenger RNA of Hydatigera taeniaeformis, 1110 nucleotides long. The record is from the annotation of a GenBank genome assembly. Lineage: Eukaryota; Metazoa; Platyhelminthes; Cestoda; Cyclophyllidea; Taeniidae.
AUGUAUCGUCAUCCGAAAAUCGUUGCUACAUCCAGAAUAAGCCUUAAUCCACCGCCUAACAUCGAUCCAACCAAAGCAUCAUUAGCUUACGAACCUUUAGCCAUCCCUCGCUUAGAGCGUGAACUAAAUGCUGAUGAUCUGCUCACACGACAGAGGGCAAUCAGGACCUUGUGCGACUAUUUACAUGAUCCAGAACAUAUUGCUGAUGCAGUACGAGGUGGUAUUAUCGCGCUCCUAAAGCACUUGUUAAGAGAUCCAGAUGUGCCAUGUCGUGCCAUGGCCGCAGAGUGUUUCAUAGUCCUCAACCAGCAUCCGGGUGGACGCAAAGCUUUUGUUGAAGCCAAGGUAUACGACGUAAUGAAACUUCUAUUUUCCUUGUAUGAACCCGACCUCGUUCGCCUCAAUGCACACCGUUCAAUAGAACUGGUUGUCUUAAAUCCUAUAUAUGCUCAGUUGCUCGUGAAGGAGGACAUUAUUCCUCUAUUGAUUGCCUAUCUUGAAAAUGAAUUUAUGGAGAUCAAAAUUCUUAUUCUGGACACGCUUAACAAAUGUCUUGUCUUUGACACUGAUGCUGGCUUGGAUGCCAAUGGAAUGUGCGUUUUUAACAAGCUUCUGAUCCAUCACGAUUCAACUGUUCGGUACAAGAGUGUGCAGGCUAUACUUCGGCUAGUAGUAAAUGAUCGGGGAAAAGUUCAGGCCAUUGAGAAGGAAACGGUACCUCGACUGAUCCACUUACUCCUUGAUAUGGAUCCCGAAGUUCGAGCUUCAGCGGCGGGAGCGCUUGCAUUCAUAUGUAUUACCACGAGAGGUCGGUAUGCCUGUUUAAAUGGAGAUGCCAUUCCCAAUCUUCUGCGAUGCCUUUUAAAUCCAAGCGACCGGGUUCGUGUUAAUGCGCUGAAGGCUUUGGCUAGCAUCGGAGAGGCGCCCGAAGGACGGCGCAUCUUACUGAAGUCACUGGAACAGAUUGAACGCAUGCAGAGUGAUGAAAGUGCUGGAGUCCGAAAACAUGCCAAAAUAGCUGUGGAUGUAAUUAAAUGGAAGCCCUGGCAUCUGGAGUCUCGGUGUUGCGACAUGUCCGAGGCAGCAAAGCUCUGUGCGGGCAAUUUCUAA